Molecule: messenger RNA, 10179 nt
Organism: Eublepharis macularius
Lineage: Eukaryota; Metazoa; Chordata; Lepidosauria; Squamata; Eublepharidae
Gene: EPG5
Product: ectopic P-granules 5 autophagy tethering factor
Exons: 44
Coding region: 36-7757 (2573 amino acids)
Biological process (GO): autophagosome maturation
Cellular component (GO): cytoplasm
Source: RefSeq, a predicted model, not a curated record
GGAGCCAAAACAAGCGCCGCCGGAGGAGGGGCGGCAUGGCCGAGGCGGUGAGGCCCCGCAGCCGGGCCAGGAGCAGCCGGGCCAGGGCCAAGGAGAAAAAGAAAAAAUGUGAAGAGGAGGAGAAAGCAGAGCCUGAAGCCUUUCUUCGCAGCGCAGCUCGAAAUGAGAAAGGAUCUUCUCAAUCCACCGAUGCCCAGGAGGAAUGCCCUGCGGAGGCCAGGCUCAAGAAUGAAACUAAUGAGAGAGAAAAUGUGAAUGAGGCAUAUAAUGUUCCUCUGAGUUCGUCAGCCCCGGAAAAUGAAGGAUCCCCAGGUAAUACUCAGACACAGCUUCCACUGCCGGCGGAAGAAUGCGGAGUAAAGACUUUGCAGAAGGAGGCUGUUGCAGAGAGAUCGACCAGUUCGCAGUAUUCUCCCGAAGCAUCCCUUGGGGGAACAGCAACUUGUGGCCUAACAGAAAGCAGUAUUCCUUGUGCGCCUUUACCAGUUGCAGCUGCGCAGGACCAAGAGACAGAGAACGCACAAAAUCCUAUAGUUAAAGAUCCUGUUGUCUGUUCAUCAGAGGAAACUCUCGUCUCUGUCUCGGCCCGUAACAAGGACAUCAAAGAAAGUGUCGGGGCCUCUAGUUUCAAGGGGCUAUAUCCUGAUCUAGCAUUAGAGUUAUCCCGAGAGAGACUGCCGGUGCUUUCCCUCAAACCGCACCUCCCUAAAGAGAGGCUGUAUCCGGUGAUUCCAGCGGAACCAGAGCUGGUGCCUUUUACUAAAGAGCAACUGAAGAUCUUUGAGCCGUAUUCCUGGCUGGAGAAUGUCGAUGGCUACGUGGAGGAGUUUGAGAGCGUCGCGCACCAAGACAGGCAUGAGUUCUACGAGCUGCUACUGAACUACUGGCGCUGCCGGAAGCAGCUGCUGCUGGCAGAGGCAAAACUACAGACCCUGUCCUCAGAUUGCCAAAGCGUCAAAGAUCGUCUGUGGACUUUUAAGGACGAGCAGCAGUCUGUCCAGGGUGUCUGCGCCGACCUGUGCAAAGUUUCUGGCCACCAUCUUUACCAGACCGUCGAAUCGAACGCAGGUGCCUUGGGGGAGCUGAAGCGGCUGUUUGAAGAUCAAGUGGAGCACGUUCAUCAGACGCUCGCCCUGCACCUCUACACCUCUGUGCUGUCCCGCCUGCAAGUGGAGUCUUACAUCUAUGGGUUGCUCAGCUGCUCUUCUCUGCUGAGAUCUGUGGGAAUACAGCAGCAGGAGCCAGCUCUGAAGCAGAUAGAAAACAUUUCCACAGACUUGGGUCCCUUGAAAGAAUCCAUCAGCGUUCUCUUUGGUUUUACCCGUAGAGUUGUGGAAGACCCUCAGUUCCAAAGUGACAUUCUCUCGUGGCUCCGGAGGCUGGUUUCAGUCUUGCAAAGGGUUGGCUCUCCCGGAGACCAUCUCUUCCUCUUCAACCACAUCCUUCGAUGCCCUGCGGGUGUCAGCAAAUGGGCAGUUCCCUUCAUUCAGAUUCGGGUUCUGAGAAACCCAUCGGGAGUCUUUCAUUUUAUGCAGUCCCUUGCAUUGCUGAUGUCUCCUGCCAAAGGUCGAACAGAGUUUAUGUGCCAUAUGAAGCCGACUGAACGGCAGAACUCCUCGUCAUCUGGGCCAGAAUCUGGGAAUUGGACUUUGGUUGAUGAAGGUGGAGAAGAGGAUGAAGACCCUGAUACGAGCUGGGUUCUUCUUCUUGAAGAUGACUUGGUUGCAAUUCUGUCUCAGUUCCCCUUUCAUGAACUCUUCCAGCAUGUGCUCGGAUUUGACAGCAAAGGUGUUUAUGCUCCUGAAAAAACAACGCCACAAGAGAUGAUGAAGAUCUUUGCGAUUGCUAAUUCAUUAGUGGAGCUUCUCGCUGUGGGGCUGGAUACGUUUAACCGGGCGCGAUACAGGCAGUUUGUGAAACGAAUCGGCCGCCUCAUCAGGAUGACUCUCUGCUACGUUAGCGAUCAUUGGGCCCAGUACGUCAGCCGUGCCAAGAACUCUGGCUCUGCAGCGCCCCCUUACUCUCUCGAGAAGCUGCAGGUGGAAUUUGACGAACUCUUUCUGAGGGCUGUCCUCCAUGUGCUGAAGGCAAAAAGGCUGGGAGUAUGGCUCUUCAUGUCAGAGAUGCCAUAUGGAACCCUGUCCAGCAAUAUGCUCUGGAAACUAUUCUCCAUAAUGCACUGUGCGGAAAGCGAGAACCUGGAGAAGACGUGUGCCACCAUGCAGCUUGCUGACUGCAAACGCGAGCUCAAAGACCCCGCCCACCUUGAGAAGUUUGCGAAGUACCUGCAGUCGAUGAACGGCUCGGAGGAAAUUUGCCUGCUGACGACAUUUGCCCAGAUGGCACAGACCAAACGAGAUGACGCGGAUGAAGAUUUCAUCCGCGUCAUCGUGCUCGAGAUCUACGAGGUGUCCUAUGUCAGCCUUUCCACAAGAGAGACGUUUUCGAAGGUGGGCCGGGAGCUCCUGAGCGCCAUCACAACUGUCCACACCAGCAUGAUUUCUGUUCUGCUGGAUCGAGUCCGAGAGACCAUUGAGAGAGUUGGCAUGGUUUCCCUUUAUUUAUUUAAAGAACUCCCAAUGCAUCUCUGGAAACCGUCUCCUUCGGAAGUGUCUCUGAUCCGAAGCUGGCUGCUGGAUUACAACUUGACUGCUGUCGAGAACAAGCUAGCCUGUGUUAUCCUGGAAGGGCUGAACUGGGGACCUGGCGAGCACGGUUAUCUCCACCUUGAUCCAGCUGUCCAUGCAGAAGUUGCGCUAACAGUCUUAGAAGCUUACCAAAAGUAUCUCCCCCAGAAACCGUACAGCGGACUCAUCUCUGAAAGCAUCAAGCAGGUCUCCUAUCUGGCCAGCGUUGUUCGAUAUGGAGAGACGCCUGAAACCUCCUUUAACCAAUGGGCAUGGGGGCUGGUGCUGAGGUUAAAGUUGCACACAAACGAUCACGGCAUGCAGCAAGGCUGGCCUUCAGUUCCUGUCUCCAGGACGGUGCCUGAGCUGGCAGAAUCACCCAUGCUGCACCCUCUGUUGAAGGCUGUCAGGGCUGGCCUCCCCAUUGGCUGUUAUCUGGCGCUUGCCAUGACAAUGGUGGGACACAGCAUUGAAAAGUUCUGUGCUGAAGGGAUUCCUCUCUUGGGCAUUCUGGUGCAGUCGCGGCAUCUGAGAACCGUCGUUCACGUGCUAGAUAAAAUCUUGCCGCUGUUCUAUCCCUGCCAGUUUUACCUGCUGAAGAAUGAACAAUUUCUGUCCUACCUUCACCUGUUCCUUCAGCUGGAUAGUGGCGUUCCCCAAGGGAUGACUCAGCAGGUCACGCGAACGGUGACGCAGCACUUGACGGGGACGAGUUAUGGCGAAAACGUUAAGCUGCUCAACAGCAUGAUCCAGAGUCAUGUCUUUAUAAGCAGCCAUCCCAACGGAGUGGGGCCAGCCACUGUGCUGGAGUUCUGGGUCCAGGCCCUCAUCAGCCAACCCGCCUGGCACAAGGAGAGAGCCACGCUGUGCCUGAUGGAUCAUUUGUGCCAAGCAGCUUUUCAGUUUAACCAAGAGGACUGUGUUCAGAAGCUGCUGUAUCAGCAGCACAAGAAUGCCUUGGGCUACCACUCUGAUAAGGGACUGCUGUCUUCCUUAGUCAGCUGGAUUGUGGCAGGCAACGUGACGCCGUCUUUCAUCGAGGGAAAUGCCAACUCCACGCAGGUUUGGUUUGCGUGGACCGUUCUGAACAUGGAGUCCAUAUUUGAAGAGGAUUCCCAGCUUCGCCGAGUGGUGGAGAAGGAGUUAGUCAUCAGCUCUUUGACUCCCGAUCACGCUCUGAAGAAAGCUCAGGCCCAGCUCAAGCUGCCCGUCGUGCCUUCUCUUCAGCGGCUCUUGAUUUAUCGCUGGGCUCAGCAGGCCCUGGCUGCUCCGGAAGACCACCCCCUCCUUCCGCUCAUCUGGCAGAAAUUUUUCCUCCUCUACCUUCAUCGUCCAGGGCCACAGUAUGGGCUACCUGUAGAUGGCUGUAUCGGGAAAAGGUUUUUCCAAAGUCCUGCUCACCUUAGCCUAUUAAACGACCUCAAACAGCGAUUGAUAGAAGCAGCGGACUUUCACCAUGCUGCUAGCAAAGCUCUCCGGCCAAAGAGCCCAGCGGAUGGCAGUGAAAGUGCAACAGAGAAAGGAGGCAGGAAGCCGGACUACUUAACCUCCCCUGAGCUGCACAAGGAGCUUGUCAGGCUUUUCAAUGUGUGUGUUUUGUGGCUGGAUGAAGAGAGCUUUCAGAAAGGGGACACGUAUAUCCCCUCCUUGCCAAAGCAGUACGAUGCCCACAGACUUGCCAAAAUCAUGCAGAACCAGCAGGAUUUAUGGAUAGAAUUUGUCGACAUCGAACGCAUACAGCACGAGUUCGAGGAAGUGAUAAACUUCUGGCUUCAAGUCAGGGUAGAAUCGCACGUGGCCCCGAGCACCUUGUCGGCACAAAUAGACUUCACUAACCCGUUGUCGGCCAAAGAGCGAAUUAUCAGCAGUUUGCAGAAGUACGACAUGCCCCAACCCUCUCUUCCCCUCCAGCCAAUGAAAGCCCCUGUGCCCGCUGUUUCUCCUUCCAGUUUAGUGAAUCCAAAUGAAGCCAAAGAGCUGGUUCGGUCCAACCUCAGCGUCUUGCAGCACCAUGCCAAAACUGCAGCGAUCCGAGAAUCCCAACAAGUUGCUUUUAACAGUGAGAUUUUGGACACUUUGCCAAAGCUUUACACCAACAGAGAAGAACAAGCGGUCCUUCAUCUGGAGUGUCGGGGCAGUUCUGGGAAACCUUGUCAAGGAGCAGCGAAUGUGACAAUUAAGUUUGAAGGGAAGUAUAAAAAUGAAGCCAUAAGCCAGCAGCUUCAUGCCCUGAAGAAAGAAGCCAAGCUCCUGCAAGCCGAAGCCACGAAGCCCCCUCCUCUGGGUGUCGUGGAAGCUGCAGUGCACAUGGAGAACUUCAUAACAGCUUUAAUCAAUCUCUAUAAGCUCCAGCCCGUGCCAGGGAUCCGCAGAGUUGGGAUCAGUCUGUUCUUUGCAAUGGUGGGAUUUGUUAGCGAUGAGACGCAGCGCCAUCCACCGGCAAGGCAGUUCUUCACCUCGUGCAUUGAGAUCCUCGGCCAAGUGUUCGUGGCCGGUACCCGAUCGGAGUGCGGGCCCCUCUUGCAGACCAUACUGAGAAACCGGAGGCUGUGCACUCUCCUGUCGCCUUACUUCACUCCCAUCGCCUCCCCAGAGGAGUUCGUGGACCUUUAUGAGCAAGUGGUCUCUUUCCUCAGCGACGACAACAGCGACAUCAUUUUUAUGCUACUCACCAAGUUUGAUCUCCCACAGUGGUUGCACAGUUCAAAACCCUCUCUGUCGGAGCGCACCAGACUUCUGGAGUCCAUCCACUUGGCUCUCAAGACCUGUGGCUUUGAACUCGAAGAAAACAUUUUGAUGCCUUAUAAUAUUUUCUGCAAGCACUGGGCCUGCCUCCUUCGGUACCAGUUCCCUGACCACUAUAGCAGCUUCCUCAGGCUGCUGAUGCAAAGUUCCUCGGAUCAGCUUCUGCACCCUGACUGUUGGAAGACUUCCCUUAAAGCUUUGGGCUGCUCCUGCGCGACGGCUAAGAAAGAGACUGGGGAAGAGGAGACUGCAGAGAGCGCCGCGUCGCAAUCUUCUGCAGAGACGCUUCUCUCGACAGAACAGGUUCUGGAGACCAUAGAAUGGCUCUCUAACUACUUCCUCAAGCUGCGUUUGUCUUCACGAGACUUCCAGACCUUCGGCUUGUUUUCGAAGUGGGCCCCCUAUGUUGCCCACGUGAAGUCCUUCGUGGAGUAUCUCGUCAACCGGCUUGUAGACUCAGAAGCCGCCAGCUUGGCACGAGAGCCAGUGGGCAGUGAUGGCGUCCUGGCAGCUCUGCAGUCUUUGCAUUCAGUCCUUGCCCAACUCUUUACUCCUUGGAUUCUGGUUUUAGAACAAGAAGAUGCAAGCAAACAGCCCUGCUACCCAUGGCUGGAGAGUGACAUUCCUGUGGCUUCUCAUAUGGUGCAGUUAUAUGUAGACUGCAUAGGAGUUCUACACGAAAGUUUUAAAGAUAAGCUGUUGCCCAGCCACCAGGGGGCGCUGUGGCUCCACCUGAUGCACUACUGCCAGACCUGCGCAGCCCCCAGAAUGGCAGAGCACAUUCUCUACACCCUCCACACCGAAUUUGGCCGCCUUCCUUGGAAGGAAAUGCACCCGGACCAGCAACUUAUGGAAGAGUUUUUUAAAAUCGAAAGAGGCAGUCCCAAAAGCUGCUUUCUCUUCCUGGGCUCGGUUCUAUGUGAAGUCAACUGGGUCAGCGUCCUCUCGAACGCCUGGGAUCCCAGCCCGCCUCCAGAAACUCACAGCAUGAUCGUGUGUCUGCUUUACAUGGUGGUCUUGCUGGCAAAAGAAGAGCAGCUGGUAACCAAAGAGGAGUCUCCGCUGCUUAAUCUUCUGGGCCAGACCAGCUCCCUUCCAUGGCAGCUUGUCGGCAUUUUAUCCUAUCAGAGCAUCAUCGGCUACUUUAACAAUCACUAUCCUCCGUCUGUCAUCUUGGCGAAGGAGCCCGCGGCUGAACUGAUCGUCAGGCUUUUGAAGGUGUCUGCUGGCUUUGGCGCUUCAUCCGACGGCCACGUGCACCGUGACGUGACCCUCAAGUGCCAAGCCUACGUUCGCCAGAUGGUUCAUUUCCUCAGCAUCCUGGAGCAAAAUGGGAAAAUCAGCCUGUCUGUUCUGGAACAGGAGAUGUCCAAGCUACUAGAUAACAUUGUCCUCUUCAACCCUCCAGAUACGGACAUGCAGGCUCGCCACCUGGCCUUAAGCAGUCUCUUCACGGAAGCCCUGAUGAUGUUGAACAACGCCAGCGUUUCCACAGCCGAGUCUCUCCGGGUCGCUUUGCGGUGCUGGAUUGGGGCCACCGUGCGUGGCUUAGGGGUGAUGCCCCUCCUAACAGCUGCGUGCCAGAGUCUGGCGUCGGUCCGACACAUGGCAGAGACCACGGAAGCCUGCGUCACAGCCUAUUUUAACGAAAAUUCUCCGCUCAGCCAGGGUUUGGGCUGGGGCCCCAUCGUCGCUGCCUUGCAAGUUCCUGAGCUCACCGCUGAAGACUUCCUGCAAGAGUGCCUUUCCCUGGGAAGCUAUCUUACCCUCUAUGUCUUCACGCUGCAGCGGUUAAACUCCGAGCAGACCUUGGCCAACGAAAUGAGAGUACUGUUGACUCUGAGCAAGUGGCUGGAAGAAGUCUAUCCCAGCUCUGCAAAGGAUGAAGCCAAGCUGUUCCUUUGGUGGCACAAAGUCCUGCAGCUCUGCCUCCUCCAAACCGAGCAGGGCGACUCCAUCUUGAUGGAGGCGGUCAUCCGGACACUGAUGUCUUUACAAGGCAGGCAAGCCCUGCUGGCUGAAGAGAGGCUCACGUCCGGGAUACUCGGGGCUAUCGGCUUGGGCAGGAAAUCUCCUUUGUCAAACAGGUUUCGGGUGGUCGCUCGCAGUAUGUCAGCCUUCCUGUUGGUACAGAUUCCUAUGGAGAAUCAGAUCCGGCUGAGGUCUGGUGCAGAACUGCAGCUGUCCUCCAAAGCUCAGCAGGCUCUGCAUGCUGUGGACUCUCUCUCUUCGAACAAACACUAUGCGGCAUAUCAGGAGCAAAUCUCCCAAGCAUCCCAGUUUAUCAAGGACCCUCAGCGUUGCCUUUACGAUGGGGCCAACCUGCUGGCUAUCCUCCUCAACACAUUGUACCCAGAAGUGCAUUUCUUGGACGCGAUACGAUAGCAAUAAGCGAGCAUGGGACAGCCCGCGGCCGCAUUGGCUAAUCUGUUUACACUUGAUGUUGAUGUUGCACAUAUGAACUGUGGCUCACAGGGUUUUCUGUUACUCCCACGAUUCUUCUUCCUCAAAGGAGGAGUGGGGUGGAAGAGGAAGGGCUGACGUUGAAGACAGGCUUAUUUUUCACUCUCUUGGAGUUUCGUAGCUCUUCUUUGGAACCCGUUGGGAACCACUGGAGUUUCUGUGGAAGCAAACCAUUUCUGUAGCUGCUUGUGAAUAGCCUUAAUGGCCCAAUCCAGCAGGAACGUGUUCUGUGCCGGCCCCGUUGCUAUGAAGGUUUUUUCUUCCAACGGGGCUAAUGCAGGAGAACUUCUGCCGGGUUGAGUUAUCUGAAUCUGCAAAGUUCUUUGAAGGUUGGUGUGCACUGUUUGGAGAUCAUGCCGUUUAUCUUUGUACCUGUGUGUUUCCAGCACUUUUUCAAACUCAUUGCUUCUGUACCUCCCCACCCCUGGCUGUGAAAUUUGUGGGCCAAUACAGACUCAAGAGCCAUGUCCAGUCAGGAUUUUGGACCACGGCUGUUUUUUCCUUAGUCCUGUCUGCUAGAGCUGGAUGUUUGCGACUACUUCAUGCUGUAAAUGGGUCCUAUUGGCUUCUUCAAGAGAAUUAAACCUUCGACAUCUUUUUUGGCCUUCCCUGCAAAAAGAAGCUUGUUUAAUUAUUCAGUUUGUGUGUGUGUGUGUGUGUGUGUGUGUGUGCACAUGUCUGUAUGAGAAUGUAGAAAGAGUUUUUCUGUAUUACAAGUCCAAUUGUCCUUGUCAUGUGCUUGGAAUAAGUCACUCAUUUUCUUACUGCUUUCUGAGCAAGAAUAACUUUUUCCAGAUUUCAGCUACCUGGUGAGGACAGCACUUUAUUGAUUAUUAGAGGGUCCUUGAGGAACACUGUGAUAUGCCUUUCAUGAUUAGGCUGCAUAUGAUGGCAGGUUUUUGAGGACUGCAGGAUUCCUCUGGCUUGAAAAUGGAGCUCUGUGCCACUUGGAAGCUUGCUACUCUUUUUUAAAAAUAACAUCAUCCAAAUAAUUUUGGAUUCUCUCCACCAAUAGCCCCAAAUGAGUUUGUAUUCAGUUGCCCUUUUGUUCCAAACAAAGUAGUCUCUGUUGAGAUCCUCCAGGAAAUUUCAUAGAAAUCAGUGGGAUUUAGGUAAGGUAAAGGUAGUCCCCUGUGCAAGCGCCGAGUCAUUACUGACCCAUGGGGGGAUGUUGCAUCAUCACGACGUUUUCUUGGCAGACUUUUGAUGGGGUGGUUUGCCAUUCCCUUCCCCAGUCAUCUACGCUUCACCCCCAGGAGACUGGGUACUCAUUUUACCGACCUUGGAAGGAUGGAAGGCUGAGUCAACCUUGAGCCAGCUACCUGAACCCGGCUUCCACCAGGAUUGAACUCAGGUGAGCAGAGCUAGGACUGCAAUACUGCAAUUUACCACUCUGCACCACAGGGGUCUAUUUAUUUUUAUUUUUAGGUAAAUGCCAUUAGGGACAAGAUUGAGAGUCUUUUGCAAGAAGAGACUAGCGUUUCCUGUCCUUCUACCACACAGACUUCAGGUGACUCCCUAGAAUGGUCCGUCCAUUUCAGUUGGAUUGUCAUGAUAAAAAGGAUUGAUGAAAUGCUUUGUAAUCUUUUUGCUUGCCACCGUGUCUUCCUUGGGCUUCUAAGACAGAUUUCGUGAUUAAUCAGUUUCCAAUUGCUGCCUUUGGGUUCCUUUUAUAAGACAGGUACCCAGCAUAUUCAAAUACACACAGCCCUAGAUGUCAUCCAUCAAGCACAACUGCUACAAUUUUGAGGGGAUGGGAAGACAUAACCACCUAAACCCUCCAAAAACGAAGGAGGGGCUGAUUUAGCAUUGCUUUGCUGGCCAUACAACCCAGGUCUCCUUUUAUAAUUUGUUCUGCCUGCUCGUUUCUUUGGAAUGUAUUCUGUCCUAAUUAAAAAAAACACACACAACUUUUCUAAGUCCAUCAGUAAAUUGAGAACAUUGUUACUGUUAGCAGAGCAAAUCUACAGCCUGCAACUCAAGAUCUUUGCAAGUGGGAGCUACGGAGUCUGUCUUGUUAAUUGCAUUUCCUGAUGUAUAGGGUUGGCCCCUUUGGUUGGUGCUCUAGGAAAAACCAUAAUGGGGAUAAAAAUUUACAUUUUCCUACUUUGCUUCAGGAAGAGGAAGAACAGAAAACUUCUGAAACACUUCUUGUAUUUUGCUCAGUAUUGUUGCGGUGGUGGGGGGAAGCCCUGUGAAAAUGCAGAAACGUUAGGUGUGUGUUUGGCCUGAUAAGUUUUCAUACGGAAGCUAUUGACUUGGAUGUGGUUUUACAGAAUGUGUGUUUUUAAUGGUUUGUUAUCUGCAUGGAUCAUGCAAAAUAAACUAUAAGAAUUGCAUACCA